This is a messenger RNA of Candidula unifasciata, 444 nucleotides long. Lineage: Eukaryota; Metazoa; Mollusca; Gastropoda; Stylommatophora; Geomitridae. The record is from the annotation of a GenBank genome assembly.
AUGGAUCAAUGCAGUGAACAAUCUUCAGCACUGGACAAGGUUCUUGGAAAGUGGGUAGAAGUCAAGAGAGUAGGAUUUGAUUCUGUAGCAAGAGCCAUGGACCUUUCUGCAGAAUCUAAGGCCUUUUUUGAAAACAGCACAUCAGUACUAGGGUUCGCCAGAAACGGUGACACGUGGACUUUACAAAUCGGAUCUGCUGAAGCACCCCAAAUCCCAAGCUACACAUUCAGGUUUGGACAACCACACUACUCCAGCAAUAUGGACGGGACACCCCUAAAGGGAAUGGUGCUUCCAGAAGGAGACAGGCUUGUGGCUAGAUACGAGAGCAUAGGUCCGAAACCUUACGUGAUGGAAGUCGUCGUUCCAGAGGUUCAUGGCGACAGCAUGAAAUGUCUAAUAACGAUCGAAGGGGAGACAAUUGAAUCAACAUACAAACGGCAGUGA